ACCUCUUUCAUUCAUCAUCUGCCUUCCUAGAGAGCUUCAACCCUACCGGAAAAUUCUCCAAAUCCCUAACCUAAUUUUCAUAUUCUAAAAAUGGCUUUGAAGGGCGAGAAGAAGCCGGCGGAGAAGGCGCCGCCUGCAGCGGAGAAGAAGCCGAAAGCUGGGAAGAAGUUGCCGAAGGACGCGGCCGCCGCCGUCGCCGGAGACAAAAAGAAGAAGAGGACGAAGAAGUCGGUGGAGACGUACAAGAUCUACAUUUUCAAAGUGCUGAAGCAGGUUCAUCCUGACAUCGGAAUCUCCAGCAAGGCGAUGGGGAUUAUGAACAGCUUUAUCAACGAUAUUUUCGAGAAAUUAGCGCAGGAAUCUUCGCGAUUGGCAAGGUACAACAAAAAACCGACCAUUACCUCUCGCGAAAUCCAGACUGCGGUGCGGUUGGUUCUCCCCGGAGAAUUGGCGAAACACGCUGUCUCUGAAGGUACGAAGGCUGUGACGAAGUUUACCAGCUCUUGAUUUAAUCGAAAUUCGUUCGUUAGGGUUUCUGAUUUGGCUUUGUUGGGGAAAUUGUUGGUGGACUAUACAGAUUUGUUGGUUUUGGCGAUUGUUUAAGGUUGGAUUUGGAUAUUGUUUCAUCAAUCUGGAUUUGAUAUUUCAAACGAUGAUUUGGAUUUGAGAUUUUUUUUGGGAACAAUCAAUGGGGAUUUUGUUUA
Molecule: messenger RNA, 704 nt
Organism: Andrographis paniculata
Lineage: Eukaryota; Viridiplantae; Streptophyta; Magnoliopsida; Lamiales; Acanthaceae
Product: histone H2B.3-like
Exons: 1
Coding region: 91-507 (138 amino acids)
Biological process (GO): nucleosome assembly
Cellular component (GO): nucleosome
Molecular function (GO): protein heterodimerization activity; structural constituent of chromatin; DNA binding
Source: RefSeq, a predicted model, not a curated record